Messenger RNA from Funneliformis mosseae, 822 nucleotides. The record is from the annotation of a GenBank genome assembly. Lineage: Eukaryota; Fungi; Glomeromycota; Glomeromycetes; Glomerales; Glomeraceae.
AUGCUGAAAUUUCGAACUCAAGGGUAUAAUGGAUAUUCGCUACAAUUUAGUCCGUUUAUUGAGAAUAAAAUAGCAUGUGCUACUUCAGCAAAUUUUGGGUUAGUGGGUAACGGGAGACUAUUUAUUUUAAAUACCGGGAUUGGACCUGAAGGUGUUGAGGUUGAAAGAAUAUAUGAUACGCAAGACGGAAUAUUUGAUUGUUCAUGGAGUGAAAUUAAUGAGAAUCAAGUAGUAACAGCAAGUGGUGAUGGUUCUAUAAAAUUAUGGGAUAUCAAAUUAGCCGAAUUUCCAAUUCAAAAUUGGCAUGAGCAUAGUAGAGAGGUAUUUUCGGUUCAGUGGAAUCUUAUUAAAAAGGACACGUUUGUCAGUGGAUCAUGGGAUCAUUCAAUCAAAUUGUGGUCACCGGAGAGACCACAAUCACUGAUCACAUUCAAUAUGGAACAUUCAAAUUGCAUUUAUAAUACGAUAUGGUCCCCUAAUAAUCCAGAUUUAUUUGUUACAGCGUCCUCUGAUAAAUCCGUUAAAGUAUGGGAUUUGAGAAGACCUGAUCGUGAAUUAUUAUGUUUACGAGGUCAUGAAUAUGCUGUAAGAAGGGUAAAAUGUUCUCCGCAUAAUGGAAACAUAAUUGCUAGUGUUAGUUACGACAUGACUAUGAGAAUAUGGGAUAUUUCAAGACAAACCAAUCCUUUAGUGAAUGUUUAUGACGGUCAUUCUGAAUUCGUAGUGGGUUUGGAUUUUAAUUUGUACAUUGAAGGUCAAAUUGCUACAUGUGCUUGGGAUGAAAAUGUUCACAUUUUUCAACCCCCAGGUUUAUUGGGUUAA